Molecule: messenger RNA, 6157 nt
Organism: Chinchilla lanigera (long-tailed chinchilla)
Lineage: Eukaryota; Metazoa; Chordata; Mammalia; Rodentia; Chinchillidae
Gene: Abca6
Product: ATP-binding cassette, sub-family A (ABC1), member 6
Exons: 40
Coding region: 365-5224 (1619 amino acids)
Biological process (GO): lipid transport; transmembrane transport
Cellular component (GO): intracellular membrane-bounded organelle; membrane
Molecular function (GO): lipid carrier activity; ATP hydrolysis activity; ATP binding
Source: RefSeq, a predicted model, not a curated record
ACAGUUUCAUCAUGUGCAGCUUUGCUUAACUUUUUCAGAAACAACCCCUUUUCAGAAACCAAUCUGAGUAAGAGCUGUUGGGAGUAGCCAUCCGCUUAAGAAAUAAAUGAAGAAGCAGCAAAAAAGUUUUAGUUGUUGCACUACACAAAAAGAGAACUGUGGUUUGACUGUUUCCUGAGUACUUAUUCUAAUUUUCCUGACAUUUGUUUCUUGAGUUACUCAGGGACUUCUGAAUUCAGGAAAACAGAGAACUCAGUUUAUCUUCCUGUGUCCCAGAAUCAAGUUUCAAGUAAUUUGAGCCUGGAUUAUUAUCCCACAUCCUAAUUCAUUUGUUAAAAGUUGUUUACUUCAUUCUGAAGGUGAAAUGAACAAAACACAGAUAAGCAUAUAUCAGCAAACUCAAGCACUUCUGCGUAAGAAUUUUCUUAAGAAAUGGAGGAUGAAAAGGGAGAGCUCAUUGGAAUGGGGCAUCCCAAUACUUCUAGGACUGUAUGCAGGUGUAUUUUCAUAUUUUGGAGAAACUAUCCAGUUUCCUGGAAUGCCUCCUCAAGAUCUUGGGAGGGUAGAUAAAUUUAAUAGUUCUUCUAUAAUGGUCAUAUACACACCAGUCUCUAACAUAACCCAGCAAAUAAUGAAUAAAACAACAUUUGCUCCUUUUAUGAAAGAAGAAAGAAUCAUCGGGGUGCCAAAUAAAAAAUAUAUGGAUAAAUUGCUGUUACAGAAUUUACCACAUGCUGUGGGAAUCAUCUUUAAUGAUACUUUUUCUUACAAGUUGACCGUUUUUCAAGGGCCAUUGGUGAAGGAAGAUGAUUUAUCAGCUCAUUGCUGGAAGGGAAAUGAUGAUUUUUCAUGCAUAUUGUCCAGCUACUGGAAUGGAGGAUUUGUACCUUUGCAAAGUAUCAUCAAUGCUGCUAUUAUAGAAACCACAACAAAUCACCCUGUGAUGGAAGAGUUGAUGUCAGUUACUGCUGUAAAUAUGAAGACAUUACCGUUUAUUUCUAGAGGCAUUCUGCAAAAUGAGAUCUUUAUUUUACUCUGCUUGAUUUACUUCUCCUCAUUUAUAUAUUUUGUAUCACUGGAGGUUACAAAAGAGAGAAAAAAGUGUAAGAAUUUGAUGAAAAUGAUGGGUCUACAAGAUUCAGCAUUCUGGUUCUCCUGGGGUUUAAUUUAUGCUGGCUUCAUCUUCAUUAUUUCCGUAUUCAUUACAAUUAUCAUAACAUCCUCCCAAAUUAUAGUCAUGACUGGCUUCAUGGUCAUAUUUACACUUUUUUUCUUAUAUGGCUUGUCUUUGCUGACCUUAGCUUUCCUCAUGAGUGUGCUGUUACAGAAAGCUGUCCUCACCAAUCUGGUUGUAUUUCUGCUCACGCUGUUUUGGGGGUGUAUGGGAUUCACUGCAUUUUAUAGACAACUUCCUUCAUCCCUGGAGUGGAUUUUGAAUAUUUGUAGCCCUUUUGCCUUUACUGCUGGAAUGACACAGAUUAUCUACCUGGAUUAUAACUUGAGUGGUGUAACUUUUCCUGACCCUUCAGGAGAUUCAUAUAUAAUGAUAGCAACAUUUGCCAUGUUGGCUUUUGAUUGUCUUAUCUACUUGCUACUGGCUUUAUACUUUGACAAAAUUUUACCCUAUGGGAAUGAACGCCAUUAUUCUCCAUUAUUUUUCCUGAACUCAUCAUCUCGUUUCCAACGUCGAAAAACUGUUAACAAGAUCUAUGAGAAAGAUAGAGAUCCUGAGCAUCACUUUGAUGAUUAUUUUGAAUCUAUAGCCCCUGAAUUCCAAGGAAAAGAAGCAAUCAGAAUCAGGAAUGUUAAAAAGGAGUAUAAAGGAAAGUCUGAAAAAGUAGAAGCAUUAAAAGGCUUGUACUUUGACAUAUAUGAAGGCCAAAUCACAGCAAUUUUGGGACAUAGUGGAGCUGGAAAAUCUUCUUUACUAAACAUUCUUAAUGGAUUGUCUGUUCCAACAGAAGGAUCGGUUACUGUCUAUAAUAAAAAUAUCUCUGAAAUGCGAGACUUGGAGGAAAUCAGAAAGAUGAUUGGUGUCUGUCCUCAAUAUAAUGUGCAAUUUGAUAUACUCACAGUGAAGGAAAACCUCAGUGUCUUUGCUAAAAUAAAAGGGAUUCAUCCACCGGAAGUGGAACAAAAGGUACAAGAAAUUUUAUUGGAAUUGGACAUGCAAAAUAUUCAGAAUAAUCUUGCUAAAGACUUAAGCGAAGGACAGAAAAGAAAGUUGACCUUUGGAAUUGCCAUUUUAGGAAAUCCUCGGGUUUUGCUCUUAGAUGAGCCAACUGCUGGGUUGGACCCCUUUUCAAGACAUCGAGUGUGGAGUUUCUUGAAAGAACAUAGAGCAAAUCAUGUGAUCCUCCUGAGUACUCAGUUUGUGGAUGAGGCUGACAUCCUAGCUGAUAGAAAAGUGAUCAUGUCCAAUGGAAGACUGAGGUGUGCGGGCUCUUCUGUAUUUUUGAAGAGAAAAUGGGGUCUUGGAUAUCAUUUAAGUUUCUAUAAGAAUGAAAGAUGUGAUCCAGAGCAAAUAACAUCCUUCAUUAAACACCACAUCCCUGAUGCUAAAUUAAAAACGGAGAACAAAGAAAAGCUUGUGUAUUCUCUGCCUUUGGAAAGGACAAGUAAAUUUCCAGACCUCUUCACGGAUCUUGAUAAGUGUUCUGGCCAGGAUAUGGUGAGCUAUGAUAUCUCCAUGUCAACUCUGAGUGAAGUCUUCAUGAAUGUGGAAGGAAUGUCAGCUAUCAGCCAAGAUUUUGAACAUGCAGAAAUUCUGAGUGACUCAGAAAACUUCAAUGAAAGAGAACCAGCUUGCUCUUCUCUCCCUGAGGUACAGAAGCCUGUGGGUAGCAUGGAACUUUGGAGGAUGCAGGUCUGUGCAAUAGCACGGCUUCGUUUCUUAAAGUUAAUACGUGGAAGAAAAACACUUUUGACCCUGCUAUUGAUAUUUGGAAUGGCACUGUUCCCUUUGCUUUUGGAAGAAAUAGCUUAUUCCAUGAUAGGGAACACUGAGGACUGGGAAAUUAAAACAGAACUGUAUUUCCUCUCUCCUGGACAACUUUCUCAAGAACCUCGUACCAGCCUGCUGAUCAUCAAUCACACAGAAUCAGAUAUUGAAGACUUUAUACAGUCACUGAAGCAUCAAAAUAUACUUCUGGAAGUAGAUGACUUCAAAAACAGAAAUGGCACCGAAAGCCUCUCAUACAAUGGAGCUAUCAUAGUUUCUGGUAAACAAAAGGAUUAUAGAUUUUCAGUUGUGUGCAACACCAAGAAGCUGCACUGUUAUCCCAUCCUUAUGAAUAUUGUCAGCAAUGGGCUACUUCGAAUGUUUAAUCAAACACAAUGCAUUCGAACUCUAAGAAGUCCAUUUGUUUUGGACUUUGGGAUCUGGACGGGGCUGCCAGAAGGUGUUUUUUUCAUAUUUGUGGUUGCAUGCUGCAUUUCUCCUUACGUCGCCAUGAGCAGUGUCAGUGAUUACAAAAAGAAGGCUAAGUCUCAGCUGUGGAUUUCAGGCCUCUACCCUUCUGCUUACUGGUUUGGACACGCAGUGGUGGACAUUAGCCUCUUUAAUUUAAUUCUCCUCUUGAUGUACUUAAUUGUUUGCCUUACAAACAUGAGAGGCAUUUAUAUUACAAGCCGAAUUAUAUUUGCUCUGGUUGCUACUUCAUUUGGUUAUGCAGUUUCCCUUACUUUCUUGACAUAUGUGAUAUCAUUUAUUUUUCGCAAGAGGAGAAAAAGUAGUGGCCUCUGGUCAUUCUGCUUCUAUAUUGUCUUGAACAUGGUGUUCCUCUUGCUAUUUGAUUACUUCCUGCUAGCUGUAAUAAUUUCUAGCAUGGUAUUCAUUCCUUUAUCUACCUUGGGUGCAUUUAUAGUCUUUUUGUCAAAGAGAGCCCAGGAGCACUACAUAGAAACUACAGAAAUAAAUUUUGACCUGAGUGGAGCUGAUCUUCUAGUAUGCUUAAUACCUUACUUUCAAGCUUUGCUAUUCAUUUUUGUUCUAAGAUGCAUGGAACUAAAAUUUGGAAAGAAAGUGACACGAAAGGAUCCUUUUUUCAGAAUUUCUCCCCGAAGUCCAGAUACUAGACCAAAUCCAGAAGAACCCGGAGGUGAAGAUGAAGACGUUCAAGCAGAGAGAAUAAGAACGUCGACUGCUUUGACCACUUCAAACUUCCAUGAGAAACCAACCAUAAUUGCCAACUGUCUACACAAAGAAUAUGCAGGCCAGAAGAAAAAUUGCUUUUCAAAAAGGAAGAAGAAAUUAGCAACAAGAAAUAUCUCUUUCUCUAUUAAGAAAGGUGAAAUUUUUGGAUUGUUAGGACCCAACGGUGCUGGUAAAAGUUCCUCUAUUAGGAUGAUAGCCGGGAUCACAAAGCCAACGGCUGGAGAGGUGGAACUCCAAGGAUGCGGUUCAGUUUUGGGUGAAGAGGGAGAGCUCAAGUUCCUGGGAUACUGUCCUCAGGAGAACGUGCUGUGGCCCAGGCUGACGGUGAAAGAACACCUGGAAACGUAUGCCACUGUGAAAGGGCUGAGGAAGGGAGACGCUGCCAUUAUUAUUUCACGAUUAAUGAAUGCUUUCAAAUUGCAUGAACAUCUGAAUGUUCCAGUGGGGAGGUUAGCGGCGGGAACCACCAGGAAGCUGUGUUUUGUGCUGAGCAUCCUGGGAGAUUCGCCUGUCCUGCUUCUGGAUGAACCGUCUACAGGCAUAGAUCCAGCAGGGCAGCAUCAGAUGUGGCAAGCAAUUCGGAUGUGUGUUAAAAAUACAGAUAGGGCGGUCCUCCUGACCACCCACUACCUGGCCGAGGCUGAAGCUCUAUGUGACCGCGUGGCCAUCAUGGUGUCUGGAAGGCUGAGAUGCAUUGGCUCCGUUCAACACCUGAAAAGAAAAUUUGGCAAGGAUUACAUUCUAGAACUACAAGUAAAGGAAGCGUCUCAAGUGCCUUUGGUUCACACUGAGAUUCUGAAGAUUUUCCCACAGGCUGCACAGCAGGAAAGGUAUUCCUCCUUGUUGACUUAUAAGCUGCCAGUAGGAGAUGUUUACCCUUUAUCUCAGGCAUUUCACAAACUGGAAGAAGUGAAAUGUAGCUUCAGUCUGGAAGACUACAGCCUCUCUCAGUGCACACUAGAAAAGGUAUUCUUAGAGCUUUCUAAGGAGCAGGAGCUGGGAAACGUAGAUGAAGAAGUGGAUACAACCAUGAGAUGGAAACUUCUUCCUUAUUCAGAUGAGCCUUAAAACCUCAGAGCUUAACUGUUCUUUGCUGGUGUCCUAGAAUCAAACAUUUUAUGUGGUAAUUAACAAUAGGCACAUUUUAAAAGAUCAUUUGAUAUCAAGGUGUACUUGAUACGUUCAGUCAAUAAGUGAAUAAGGUUACAGCUUUGUACAUUUGCACUUUAUUUUGUGUUAAUUAUUUAUAUCCUUUUCUCAUUUAUUUGUGUGCUUUAAUCUUUUCCUUAUCCAUUUCAUGAACUCUGUGUGUAAUUAAAUAUUUUACCAGUGUAUUUUAUAUAUACAGGUUAAACAUCCCAAUCUGAAAAUCUUUAAUUCAAACUGUUCCUAAUUUCAAAAGUUUUAAGACACCAACAAGACAUCUAGUGGAAAAUUCCCCAUCUGUUCUCAUGUGACAGGUCACAGUCAAAGCAGGCAUAUGACAAAUAUUGGAUAUUAUUGUUUACAUGUAAUGUGUACAAGGUGUGUAUAAAGCACAAGUGCAUUUCCUGUUUAAACUUGAGUCCCAACUCUGAGAUGUCUCAUUAUUUAUGUAAGUUUUCCAAAAUCCAAAGUUGUCUGAAACCUGAAACGCUUCUGGUGUUCAGAAUUUAAUGAAUAAUUGAAUUGUAUUAUCAUUGUAUCUAUAAAAUUAUAUUUCCAAAUACAUAAUAAAUGAUGUAUUGUUUACUGUUUAUUCAGGAACUGUGAGUGGCUUAUGAGAGUAAAUUAAUAUAAUAAUGAGAGUUGAAUUUAUUUUGAUUAAUUCUGGAAUUCAAGCAACAAAUUAUGUCUUGUUUAAGUGCAUAACAUUGCAGCACAUAUAACAAUUCACAAACGGUUACACGUACCACUAUGUAACAGUAUGAUAAAUCUUUGUGUUCUUCACACAUUUCUUGUUAAAAACCAGUGUGUAUGACUAUUUGAAAAUAUUAAACUGGAUAUGGUUUGCUAAAACUA